AUGCAGACCUCAACAGAGCACGAAGCUUAUCACUCUGCACCUCUGCCACCGAACCAGGAAACUUCAGAGCAUCAGAUUCCGAAUAGCGAUGUGCGAGGGCAAUCUCAAACUCCGUAUCAAUCGCCAGCUAUCAGACAACUUGUCAGCAUAUUCCUAGCCAACGUCAAGUCUCGAUUUGGGGAAGAAUCGCAUGAGAUUAUGACAAUUUGGAACAUCCUCGGUGCAUUUCGAGCUGGGAAGGAAUCCAAAAAAGACACCCUCAUUGCCAUCACCCAGGCACUGGGCCACCACAAAGAUCUCAAAGAAGAUCUCAUGAAGAUACUGUACCACCCGGAAGCAGAAUGGCAGACAGGCGAUUUUGAGUUUGAGCCCCAUCAACCCAUGCACUCACCUACACCUAACUUCUUACAACCGGUUCAUCAACCCCAGAUCCGCCUACCGCCAAUGACGUGGUUCGAGAAUAGACAGACCUACCCGUCGAUCAGUUCUGGCCAUGACCGGAAUUGGUCUCCCACCGCACCCAAACUGGAGCUCAAUCACACAAAAUCUCCGUCCAUUCCUUGCUCUGACAUUCCUGCCCGUCCCCACCAAAGCCAUACGCCCGAAGCAGGGUUUCUGGAGAGAGCAUCAUCCGAGACAACUAGACUUCCUGUUCUCAGUGUUCCAGUGGCAGUCAAUGUUGGUCAGACCGUCAAUGAUAUGCCACCGCCUUCGAACAAGCGUCGACGCGAAGCUUUUGAAGAGCAAGCUUUGCAAGAGGCGACAGAUCGAGCGAUCUCUGAUACCGCUGAGCAGGUCUGCUUAUCAACCGCAGAUGUGGGCCAACCAGUCGCUAAGCGCCAGUCUGAGAGUACUUCCAAAGUAAAGUAUUCGCCAGCUGAGAGCAGAUCGAAACCCUUCAUUCAUGGUCUAUGUGGUAGAGGUUUCGGUACUAGGUCAAAGGUCAAGAAACAUCAUUGGGGAAAUGUGCUCAAUGAUCUGGAGACAACUACAGGCUGUUGGGCGAAGCACGGAAAGCCAAAUGUCAGCUGGAACGACCAUCCGAGCUGUGCGGAAGGUGUGAAAGUAUCCGGUCAUGCUAGGACAACCCCGGCCGCGAUGGAGAAAGACGAGCCUCGAGCCUCGCCUCACAUGACGGCUCCCAUGACGCCCGGCCCUGAGGAACAGCCUGAAACCGUUGCGCGUUCUGCUAAUCUUCACGAAGAUUAUCAAGAGGCUUCUCAAGACCGUGGACUGUACCACUCCCAUCGGUUACCUAACCGAUCCAGUUUCGACACUCUGUUGAGUGCGGUGAACGCCGCCUCUGAAAUCGAUGCACGGAGCCCGCAAGGGCGUAUCGACUCUGUCGUUAAUCAUAUCAGUGGUCAGACUGCUGCUGUUGAAGAUACGAGGCAGUACGUAGAGGACUGGCAAAACACAGUGUGGGGCCAUGACGAAGAAGCGGCGGCUAGUGGAUACCCGCACCCGUAUACUACGCUCCAACCCAGCAUGAUGUAUCCGUUGAGGGGAUACCAUGUGCCCAUAGAAGUUGCUCUGCCCUUUUAUGGAAGGCCUCAGUCGCACACUCCGCAGUCGCAUACUCCGCAAAUGUACCCAUGUCCUGCAGGAAACUGGAUCGACGAUCAGUUAACUAUGAUGGAGGGUGCAUACAGCAGCCCCGCGCCUCUGGAGCCGCAGUUCCCUGACCCGUACGCAGGGAGCCGACCAAUGUAG
Bipolaris oryzae ATCC 44560 is the source of this 1713-nucleotide messenger RNA. RefSeq lists its product as uncharacterized. The coding region runs from base 1 to 1713 and encodes 570 amino acids. The transcript is spliced from 2 exons. NCBI's taxonomy places the organism in Eukaryota, Fungi, Ascomycota, Dothideomycetes, Pleosporales, Pleosporaceae. The record is from RefSeq and is a predicted model, not a curated record.